AAAGUUCGUGAUACGUAGCGGGUUCAUGUGCUUUAUACAUUCUAUGUGAACGGUGAUGGAAAACUAUGGUGUUCAAGUGUAGGAUGAAGUCUGGGAUCAUAAGAUAAGAGUUCUAUGAUAUUUCUUCAUCAAGUUUGCUCAUUUAACAUUCGACGACAAAGUUUCCUUCGUUUUCCGAACUACAAAAAUUGACAUUGUACAAUGCUCAAACGAAACUUAUUUCUGGGUGUUAACAAAGUGACGAUGGAGAAUCAUCAAUAAAACGGAAGGUCUUCGUACGGCACUGGCCCGGCUGCGACUAAAAUCAUCCACACCCAUCAAUCAAUCCUCAUCGCAUCAGUCUUCAAACCAGGGUGUGCCGUCUGAUGAAAGCGGCAUCACCAACCUGUGUUCCACUACAAAUUCAACUUCACAAACAUCUGAAAUGACCGUGAAAUCGCAGACGGGCCCUAGAUCACCCCGACCUCCCGAAGACCUCAUAACAACGGCAACCUCGGCUCUCAGACGAUUACAUUUCAAAACUGCACGUAACUCCAAUAGAGGUUCAUCCAAGCAGGAUCAAACUUCUGUCCCAAAAGUGAUAGUCAUGGGUUCAAGCUCUGCAUCAGAGACCACAAUCAAUACAAGCACCGAUAGCUCCAACACAUUGGUAACAACAAUAACAAUGACAGACGGAAAUAACACUGAGGAUAGUUUAGAUAUUACAGAUUCAUUGGACAACCUCACUUUGGAAAACUCAAUUUUAUCAAGUCAGAUGCAACCUCUUACUGUACCACCAAACAUGAUGUCAACAAUGUGUCACUUUUCCUCUCCGAGUAAAAAUGAAAAGCUAUUUAAUUUCGGACUUCAGCCGUUGGUAGAUAAGGCACAAGAUACUGAAUCAAUAAAUGCCCUGAAAGGAAACACAUCACCAGACAAACUGAAAAUUCUUGAUGUAAAGAACUAUAUUAGGAAAGCAAAUAUAAACAUAUUAAUGGGGCAGCAGACAGAAGCUUGGAAUUUAGAAGCUAAAAGGCGAAACAGCUAUAAAGCCGCACAAAAUGAUCCCGAUAGUAUCGAAAUGGUGGUUUCGAAAAACAAUCAAUCGAAAGAUACGAAAGAAAAAAAAAGUUUGAGAAGCAAAUUGGUGAUGGAAGGAGACGGAAACCAAAGGAUGUCUUCAAAAAAGUGGACGGAAAUCCCAAUGUAUUCAUCAUCAGAAAAUGAAACUGAAUCACCGCGACCUAAACACAGACAUAAAAAAUCAAGCAGGAGGCAUAACUCCCCUAAGAAUUGUGAUAAAUUUCUUUAUGAUGAACACCAAGUUGCGAAAUAUCGGGAUACUGCAGAUCUGACAACGCCUGACUUAAAAAUAGGUUUUUCCACAGAAACCAUGGACAAUUGUCAAAGAAACGGAAUGUCCAACAAACUGCACCCUUCGGAAAAACGGGGAAGCGUGUGUCUGAACAAAUGCCUGAGAGAGGUAGGGACUAAACUCGAUCUGUCAGUAAUAACAUCAUCUCCCAUAAAUGUGACUACGAAUCCAUUAGACAACUCGGUAAAUUUUGAAAAAAAAGCAACGCAAGCUACUAUUGUUGUCCAGCAGCCAUCAUUAACUUUGGAUCAUGGAAAUAUUUCGACGAUUUUACUGAAAAACGGUAGUGAUUUCGUUUCGAGUGUUGAGGUAAAUACUAGGUUCAAAAGAGAGGAGAACAUGAAGCAAUUAUUGGAUAUUGCUAACAACCUGACUCUGGAGGAGAUACAUGAUUUUGAGAUGAGAUAUGGAAGUCCUCAUCACAACAGAUCUCAGUCUGUCAAGACUCCUGGAAGGACUUCUAGCAGACCUAAUUACCUAUGUCUUCCACAACAGAGAUCAAGGGUAGCUUCAAUGCCAAACACCGGAGUAGAAGAAGAAUAUUACAGGCUAAGGCACUUUUCUAUCACUGGAAAAGGCAUUGUUAAUAGGGGUGAUAGCUUGAAAAGUAGGAGGUCACGAUCAAAUAACUCCGUAGGAUCUAGUAAUUCGAGUACCGAACAUUUGCCUGGACCCACAUCAACAGCAGGAUCAGUAAGGACAUCAGCUUCUUGUAGUCUAGCAUCUUCACGAGAGUCUUCUACAAGUGCACCAGGUUCUACCUCCUACAAGGUUCUCAUGCUGGGCGGUCCAGCAGUAGGAAAAUCUUCCCUUGUGUCGCAGUUUAUGACUUCAGAAUAUCUUCAUGCCUAUGAUACCAGUAUUGAUGUCCGUAGACGAGGACUUGGAUACAAAUCUGCUGGAUAUUAUCAUGUGGAUGACGAUACUGGGGAGAAAUCCGUUUUCGUUUUAUUGGCUGGUGAAGAAUCGGAAUUAAUAUUUCUAGACUUCUCCACAAAUGAUAUAUCACCAGGUCAAUGCAUCAACAAAUAUACGGAUCCUCAUGCCUACUGCGUAGUAUUUUCCAGUGCUGAUAGGUCUUCUCUCAACUCUGCAGAGAACAUUCUUCAGAUAUUAUGGACUUUGGAAACUAUUAGUACAAAAGCUGUUAUUCUUGUGGCAAACAAAGCUGAUUUAGUGAGAUCGAAGAUGGUACCUACUGAAGAAGGCAAAUCGAUCGCCAGAGCUUAUGACUGCAAAUACAUAGAAACGUCUGUUGGAAUUAAUCAUAACGUCGACGAGCUACUAGUAGGAAUCUUGUCCCAAAUUCGACUUAAGCUCGAGAACCCUGAUAGAUCACGCGAUUUGUUCCGGAAGAGAAGCAACUCUAGAAGAAACCUGACCAGAAACCACUCACCCGGUACAGUCAAGGCAGCACCAGUAGGAAGCGUUCCAAAUUCACCAAAAAAAUUCAGAGGCUCCAGAACAUCAGCUAGCUUGAAAGUUAGAAGUUUAUUAGGAAAAGUAUGGGCCAGAGAUAGUAAAUCGAAGUCGUGUGAGAAUUUACAUAUUCUUUAAAUAUUUUCGUUAGUUUCGUUGUGAAACAAUUAGAAUUAUAGAUCAAUCUUCAGAUCUAUAUCCUACAGAACCAUACCUCUAAAUUUGUUUUAUGGAUGUAUACCUAAUGUUUUCUGUUUUUUCAGAAUAUACAUAACUGAAUCCAA
Messenger RNA from Harmonia axyridis, 3057 nucleotides. RefSeq lists its product as uncharacterized. The transcript is spliced from 10 exons. Gene Ontology annotation, molecular function: GTP binding; GTPase activity; calcium channel regulator activity. NCBI's taxonomy places the organism in Eukaryota, Metazoa, Arthropoda, Insecta, Coleoptera, Coccinellidae. The record is from RefSeq and is a predicted model, not a curated record. Bases 425 to 2911 code for a protein of 828 amino acids. Gene Ontology annotation, cellular component: plasma membrane.